Molecule: messenger RNA, 2217 nt
Organism: Physcomitrium patens
Lineage: Eukaryota; Viridiplantae; Streptophyta; Bryopsida; Funariales; Funariaceae
Source: RefSeq, a predicted model, not a curated record
UUUGCCAGAAAGCUACGAACGAUGGCCAAAUUUAGUCCAUAUACUGUUGUACACUGUCUAAACUGGGAUGCAUUUUAUUCCGUAAUGGUACUUGAAUGAGAGCAUCACUGUUCAAUUGACAACCGAACACCGUGUAGUCCUUCAUGUUCUGCGAGAUAAGGGGUAACGUUACCAAUGGCGAUCUCCAAGGCAAAGCCCAGCUUGAGCAAUGCUCAUCACAGUGAGCCUCUCCUGCCGGAGUUAUACCCACAGACUGCAAAAGAAAGCACAAAUCGUUACAUCAGGCGGAAUUGGCUGCUGUGGGCGACGACAUUUCCUUUUCUCAAUGGGUUGGUGGUAUGGCUGGUGAUGAGCUCGUUUCGAGAUACGGGGAUCGGGGAGGGCUGCAACAGAUCAUGGGGCGCGGCUCGGGCGUUGAAGAAAUUGGACAAGCCGAUGAUUAUCUUGAUAAGCUCGGAUGGGUUCAGGUGGGGAUACAACCAUAAGGCACCGACACCAAACAUCGACAGGCUGCGGUUGAAUGGUACCGAAGCGGAAACGGGGAUGAUCCCCGUGUAUCCAUCGCUAACCUUCCCAAACCAUUACUCCAUUGUUACAGGGCUGUAUCCUGCAUGGCAUGGGGUUAUCGGCAACCACUUCAGUGAUCCAGACCCCAACAGCACGGAUAGAUUCAACAUGCACAACCAUAACCCUAAGUGGUGGCUCGGGGAGCCCAUUUGGGAAACGGUGGUGAAGAGCGGUAUGAGUGCGGCGGUAUAUUUCUGGCCAGGGUCCGAAGUUGUAAAAGGGUCAUGGACUUGUCCUCGGCUCUUUUGUCCGAAAUACAAUGGGUCGGUGCCUUUCGAGGAACGCGUGGAUACCGUGUUAAGUUAUGUGGAUUUGCCCUCUGAGCUGAGGCCUAGCCUGAUCGCUCUCUACUUCCAGGAGCCCGACGAGGAGGGCCACAUCUACGGGCCUGACGCCCCGCAGAUCACUGAUCAAGUUGUUCGUGUUGAUCAAAUGAUUGGGAGGCUUAUGGACGGGCUGGGAGAGAGAGGGAUCCUAGAUGAUGUCACGAUAAUCAUGGUUGGAGAUCACGGUAUGGUAGGAUAUUGCCAAGACAAGAUGAUAUACCUUGAAGAUUUGCAUCCGUGGAUCGAUAUCCCCGAUGAGUGGAUUGACACAUACUAUCCUGUUCUGUCAAUUCGACCACCGCCGGAAGUGGAUGUGCAGUCUGUUCUCAAGAACAUCACGGACGGGUUAGCCUCCGGAAAAGUGGAGAAUGCCGACUUUGUGAAGAUGUACCUGAAGGAGGAUUUGCCCGCUCGGCUGCAUUUCUCCGCAAGCGACAGGAUUCAGCCGAUUAUCGGAAUGGUGGCUGAGGGCUACAAGUUGGUUGCCAAGAGGACGAACGAGUCCAUGUGUGGGGGAGCUCACGGCUACGACAAUGCUUACCUCUCCAUGCGGACAAUUUUCUUCGGACACGGCCCCCAAUUUGAGAGAGGCAGGAAGGUGCCGUCGUUUGAGAUAGUGCAGCUGUAUAAUGUGAUGACGUCCAUUCUGGGUAUCUCCGGCGCUCCUAACAACGGCACUCCUUCAUUCGUAGAAUCUGUUCUGCUGCCGAAACCUUAAACCCUUCUGAGCUAAGGAAAGUUUCGAGCUGCUCCGUUGCACCGAUCCUCUCCAGAACGGAAAUUUGUUGUCCUUACAGGUGAUGGCAAUGUGGUUGGUGUGAAGAUGCUUCAACAGAUGAUUGAUCUGGCAGUCUCUUCUACCUCACAAAACAUAUAGCCUUCUUCUUUUUCUUGUUAAGUGCCCAUUCUUCUCAUCUUUCUCAAAUGCCAUGUUUUGUUUGUAUGUUCAUUCAACUUACCAUUGCAACGCUAGAAUGUGCAAACUGAUAUAUAGCAGUCUCAUCCUUGGCCAUCGGAUUUUACUCCAUCCAUUUUCAUCAAAUGGAAGUGUUUGAUUGGUGUCGGUGAUUUGUUGCUGUAGAAAAAAGUAGCUCCAGUAUGUCAAUUUGCCGAAAACUCUGCACAGCUGAGGGAUUCUGGAACAGCUUACUGUGGACAUUCACACCUUCGAUUGGUUCUCUGUUGGGUUGUAGUAUCAAGGAUUCUAUUGACUAUUGGAGGUUACGGUUAUUUUUAGGUCAAAUAUUUGUUGAGACAUGACUGUAUAUAUCAACAUUGGCAUUCUGUGUAUACAUGUUACAAUAUGUAUAUACAUAUACAUACA